This is a messenger RNA of Nasonia vitripennis (jewel wasp), 3833 nucleotides long. RefSeq lists its product as uncharacterized. The coding region runs from base 906 to 3272 and encodes 788 amino acids. The record is from RefSeq and is a predicted model, not a curated record. Gene Ontology annotation, molecular function: protein binding. NCBI's taxonomy places the organism in Eukaryota, Metazoa, Arthropoda, Insecta, Hymenoptera, Pteromalidae. The transcript is spliced from 7 exons.
CGACUACAGCUUGCUUAACUACGUCACCCAGUGCGGCUUCUCGGUUGUCCUUUAGAUUAGCGUAACUCUCGACGCCUGGCCACUUGCUCAGCUGAUAUUCCAAACUGCUGUACCGCCGUACCAACACCUUCCAACGUAUCAGUUUCAGUAGCGUUUCUUCAUCCGUCGGGUCGAGCUGAAGCUCCGAUGUCGUCUUGUCGUUGUUGUUGAUGUCUCUUUUGAAUUCUUGAAAAGUGCGUAAUUUAUUGGGCAUCAUUAGAUUUGCUCACUCGUGUAAUCGAUGAUUAAUCGAUGCACAAGUUACCGGGAUAUUUCUGCGGCUUCGGCAGAGCAAACUUAACUGGAUCGCGAGCAUGGUCAGCCAAAAGCGCUUGAUUCAACGACUUCAACUCGGCUCUCAUGACAUCGUCGGCCUUUUCCCGCAUCUCCAACUGCAGCUCGUAGAACAAUCGAUCCCUGAUCGUGUCCAUGAUCAGAGCACCCUUGGGAUUGGAUAUCUCUUCGAUUCUGAAGUGCCACUGGUUCGUGAACUCCUCGUCGGUUUGCAACAACGAACCCAACGCUUUGGAUUCCCUCAAUCGCCAAUCACCGCUUUCGUCAUUGUCCAUCGAAUCGAACUCUUCGCUCGAGUCGUCGACGAGAUUUUUGUCUUCCUUCGCCGAUAAGCUGGCGAGGUACUCUUGCGGCGUACGGACUUGUCCGGUGGACACUAAAAUCGAUCCGCCCUCUUUAGCUGAGGGUAGGUGAUCGAAGUAGCCCAGUUCCUCGAACCAGAGGAGGAACCACUGGCGAAUCUCGUCCUCGAUGUCCUCCACUAAGUCGGGGCCGCGAGUUUUCCAAAUCUAAGUUACGUCAUCGGUGCGGUAUAAGUAAACAGGCGUUGUAUAAUUGCCAAGGAAUUUAUAAUGUUCGAAAGUGUUCGAAGCUUGCUCUUAGCGAUGCUACUCGUGGCGUCUCUCAGCGGCGCUACGAUAAGCCAUUCAACGUCACCGGCGGCUCGAGUGACGCAGGUAGCAUCGGUAAUGACCGGCGAAAAUUCGACGACAACGACGACAUCCAAGCCCGAAGCCGAAACGAGUACAACCAAAGAUGAUGGAACAGCGAUCGUACAGUGGGAAUGCCCGAACAUCACCAGUGCCGGCAUCGAAUGCUCCUGUGAUUUUCCGCACACGCUUCGCUGCAUCGGAGACAAAACUAGUUUACAGGCAAUAAGCACGCAUCUCCGGCACAGCCGACCAGGCAUGAUAUCUCUGUUGGACGUGACGGUCUCGGGAAUUUCAACGCUUCCGGCUAGCUUCCUCGAAGACGUGGCGCUGCACGGACUGGUCGUGUCGACGGGCGAAUUGCGAAGAGUACACGAGAAUGCCUUUACCUCUCUCGCGCGGCCUCUGCAAGCUCUCGGUUUGCCCAACAAUUUGCUGGACAGCGUACCGACGAUCGCUCUGGCUAAGCUCGUUGGACUGGAGAGGCUGGAUUUGUCGCACAACAAGCUCAAGACACUCGCCGCUGGCUCGUUUCAGGGUCUGGUCAACGUCACGUAUUUGGAUUUGUCGGACAACCUGCUAUCGCAGCUCUCACCCCAGGCCUUCGCAUAUCUUCCGCAGCUGAAAUCCCUCAAGAUGCACGGAAAUCGCCUCGGAGUAUCAGCUUUGUCGGCGCUACGCGGUCUGAGAAACCUCCAGGAACUCGAUCUCUCGGCAAACCUUCUAACCGGUCCUCUAGGUCCAAAUCUUUUACCGGCAAUGCCUCGACUCGUCUAUCUCACAGUCGCCGAGAACGAGCUCAAGAGUGUGCAACAGGGCGCCUUGAUAGGUUUGAAGAACCUGUCGUCCCUCAAUUUGAAUCACAAUCAGAUCGACGUUUUGGAAGACGACGCGUUCAAGUACCUGUCGACUCUGAGGCAGCUCGACCUGGCGUACAACGGCAUAGUGGCAGUGUCGAGCGCGUCGCUCGCUCAUCUCGAAAACCUGAGGAGCCUCGACCUGACGCACAACUUUUUGCGCUCGCUCAACGCCGACCUGGUGGUGCCGCUUCGCAAGCUCGAGGAGCUUCGCCUCGACGACAACGACAUAACGAUGGUGAGCAGCGACGUGGCCACCUCGAAGCUCAAGCUCAAAAGCUUCUCCCUCGCCGACAAUCCGCUCAACUGUGACUGCAGCCUUCUCGAUUUCGCCAGCUGGUUGGCCUCCAGCAACUCUAGUCUACCGGAGGAGGACAGGUCGUCGGCCGUCUGCGCGACUCCUCCGGCUCUCGAGAAUGCCGUUCUCAGUCAGGUCUCCCCCGAGAGCUUGCUAUGCGGCGAUCCGACGCCGCCGAUCAUGACCAGGCUACCCCUAGCCAGUGCUCAGCUGACGCUCAACGAGUUUCACUACGAGGAAGGCACCGGAGCGGAUCUUCUGUGGCACGUCGAGCCGUGCACCGAGCGCUACACCUGCGACACUCUCCUAGUCUACGAGGCUCUCGAAGCCGACAACAGAGAGGUACAGAUCGCGUCAAGCCCGAUCGAGUGCGACUCGCGGCAGAUGCACGACCCCUGCUCUCUGCCCAUCAGUCUACCCUCCAGUCUGAUGCUGGAACCUGGACACAAGUAUCGCUACUGCGUCGUCCUCAUGGUUCAGCCAGCGACAUCGCCGCACGCUCGAAGUGCUGUCACGAGGAGCGACGAGGUAUCCUUAGGUCUCGGUUGCAGCGACAUCAUCGAGCUCGAUCGCGAGACGCUUCACCUCAUUCCCGAGCUCGAGCAACCUCUGCCUCCGCGCGUCUUCGAGAUAUCCACUAUUCACGUGAAUGCCUCAGCCGAUGGAUAUCUCAAGGUGGAGGUGCUCAUGUCAACGGGUCUGCCGCGGACCGACUGUGAAAUCGACCUCGACGUCUUCGCCUUGGACUCCGGGCAAGUUCAACGGCAAAAAGUCAACUGCAGUAGCUCGAGUCCAGUUGCCAAAAUGGCCGGCCUAAUUCCGGGUCGUUACCGAGUCUGCGCCAGCCUCGCUCAAGACGAACAGCAGGAGAAACUGGCCAAGAGCCUCCAAGCAACCUGCGUCGAGGUGCAGACGUUCAAGCAGCAGGCGCAGCAGAACAGCGAGAUGAUCAUCUCUUUGCUCGCGCUUCUGAUCUGCGCUCUCACCGUCGUUGUUUUCCUGGUGGGCAGAAGUCUGCUGAGGAAAACGAAACUCCAGUCAAUGUCGUCCCAGCCGUGUUUCAUACCGGCUCAGCAAGUCGAGAUUACGCAUAAAGCGCACUACAUCAAACUGCUCGCGACCACGAAACUCUGAUGAUCGUUUCUCGCGCGAGAAUCUCUAAUCUGCUCUAUGUACCUAUUAUUGCUACUAACGCGGUCGCAAAGCAAAAUGCGAAUAUGGACUUUGGCCAAACUGCAUUGGAACAGCUCUCGACUCAUAUAUACUUACACGAUGUACAUACCGGAAUAAAAAUUAAUCGUGCGUGGGCUCUUAUCUGUAUACAAAAUAAUAUUGUACUAAUCUUAGAGGCUUGAAAAUUUGUGUUAUAUAUACGUAUGAAUUCAUGAGUACAUCGAGAAAUCGAUGUAUAGGAGCUCGGCCGACAUUAAGCGAAUAAUUGUUUACGAAACUUUAUCCAUCUUUUCAUACGAUAUAGAUUUAAAUGUUCAUUGUUGAUUGCUUUAUAUGAUUAGGUAUUUUACUAAAAAUUAAAAAAAAUUAUUGUAAAUAGACAACUUGUUUGGUAACUAAGUUUUGUAUGUACAUGUAUGCGAUAGCUUUAAAAUUGUUGUUGAUGAUCUUUAUACAUUUAUAUUAAUAUUAUUAUAUAUUACUAUUAUUACCAUUUCUGAAUAUAACUUACACCUAAAACAA